AUGCUAUCCUUCAUCCUGUCUUUCUUCGGGUGGUCUUACCUUCCUGACUAUGCCACCCAGCAUCUGCUGCCUAUCGUGCAUCGCCAUUUCUAUCAGCGCGUUUUACGUCGAAUCCCUCCUCCCCCCAACACUCCAUUAUGGUGGCAGCAUUAUCGUUAUGUCUACGCGUUUACUGUCUUCAGCUAUUUGUGUUACAAUUUUCGUGAUGCUGCCGUGUCCAUGGCCCCCAACUACUACGAAACACUGGGAGUGGAACCUGUUGCAGACGAGAAUACCCUUAAGUCAGCGUUCAGGCAAUUUGCUCGAAAGAACCAUCCCGAUCGGGUGGGUCCACAAGGCGAAUCUGCGUUCAUCGAGGUGCGCGACGCGUUCGACGCCUUGAAGAAUCCAGUAACACGAUUUGCGUACGAUAGGUUUGGUCCUGAUGCACUCAAGUGGACCCAAUGUUCAACUCUCCGAGAAUAUAUCCGUCACGGACUCAUGCAGUCUUCCGGGUUCUACAUAGUAGCUGCUUGCGCCCUUCUACUAUGGUCUGUCAUUGGCAAGCCAAGUCAUGUAGCUUUUUGGCGAUAUCUAUUGUUUGCGAUAGUGUUCGCAUACGAGCUCACCUUCAUCCUGAACUCGUCGCCAUCCCGCCCAGUGGAUUCUUCUCUGUCUUCGUCCAUUUUCUCCGCAUCCGUAUCAAGCUUGUGUACGACGUUAUUUGCCUUCAUCUGGCCUCAGCGCGUUGCAUAUCAGCACAUACGCUUUCUGCACUCACUUUUCCUUUUCCUAUCGGUCGCAUUGUCCAGAGUCGCUCCAGUGCUAUUCCCGUCUCCUCAGCAAGACUAUGCCGAUGCCAAGCGGAUCAACGGGGAAAUUGACAGAAUCAAUCUACUGGCACGGCUCAUCGACCGCGAUGUAUCGUCACAAAUCCAGGUGGACCUUCACUCUGUCCACGGUCCACGGACCAACACACCACCUACGGAUGCGACUUUUGCCUACGUUCCACCGUGCACCGAGCCUGCAGAGGGAGUCGUGAACCGGCUCACAUCAGAGAUGGAGAACAUGGUCAUCGAGAGUCAGCUGAGGGACGGGGGUCCUCUAAAACGGGCGGUAGACGCGGUCAUCGCGAAACAGCGACGAGCGCAAGAGCAGAAGACCACGAACUCGAGGACUGGCAUGCCUUCGCCGACGCCAUCUCCUCCCCCGCCGUUAUUCCUAAGGCACGACAGGACUUCCUCGCACGAGAGGCCGUCUUCUGGAAGCUCGCUGUCUGGGUAUGUACGCGGACGAUCACAGUCGUAUUGA
Messenger RNA from Sparassis crispa, 1290 nucleotides. Its product is annotated as chaperone J-domain-containing protein. The record is from RefSeq and is a predicted model, not a curated record. Gene Ontology annotation, molecular function: misfolded protein binding; protein-folding chaperone binding. The coding region runs from base 1 to 1290 and encodes 429 amino acids. Gene Ontology annotation, cellular component: endoplasmic reticulum. The transcript has 4 exons. NCBI's taxonomy places the organism in Eukaryota, Fungi, Basidiomycota, Agaricomycetes, Polyporales, Sparassidaceae.